UGCAAUGGAGCUGGCUCAGGGGCCGGUGACCUUCGAGGAGGUGGCUGUGUAUUUCUCCAGGGAAGAGGGGACUCUGCUGGACCCCACUCAGAGAGCCCUCUACAGAGAUGUCAUGCAGGGGAACUAUGAGACGAUGGUCUUGCUGGCGGAGUUUCUGGUUUUCCAACGUGAUAUGAUCUCCCAGCUGGAACAAGGGGAAGAGCCAUGGGUCCCAGAGCUCCAGGGUUCAGAGGAAAGAGAGAUCCUGAGAUCUCCCCGCACAGAUGAGGAAACAUUAAACCAACUCAGAAUUAGUAAGUGCCUGAAGGAAACAUCUAGGAUGCCCUACAAAGCUCUUGGGAAGUCUCUCAGUUCAUUAUUGUCCGUAGCAGGGGUCGCAUCCGCAGGGUAAAUAUAGCUCAAGGCUUCCUAUAGAUGCUAGCAGACACCGGGCAGUAGCUUUCUCCCUUCCCCCUGUGAAGUUGGAUGGGAUGUGAAGGCUGAAUUGAUCCCCUCCUCUCUCCUGUUGGGGGGAGCUGAGUUCCUGAUUUUUAUUUGACCUCUCUCCAGCACUUGUUUUGGUUUGGCCUUCCCCUUUCCAUCCCUGUUUGAGGUUUCUGUCUCUAUCACAGCAGGUGAUGCAAUGACGUGUGAGGGUCAGCACAGACCAGAAAAAGAGCAGGGAAACCAGCCAGGGGAGAAAAUGGAUAAAUUUAUUUCCUGUCAGGGAACUCAGAAGGGCCUUAAGGAAACCAGAAUACAGCAGGAAAUCUGCAGGGAAAAGCAAAAAAAAAUACAUGUGCUGAGUGUGGGAAAAACUUCACUUACAGAUCAGGCCUUUCUCAACAUCAGAGAAUCCACACAGGGGAGAGGCCCUGUGAAUGCAAUGAGUGCGGGAAA
This is a messenger RNA of Gopherus flavomarginatus (Mexican gopher tortoise), 879 nucleotides long. RefSeq names its product zinc finger protein 7-like. Gene Ontology annotation, biological process: regulation of DNA-templated transcription. The transcript is spliced from 3 exons. Bases 5 to 391 code for a protein of 128 amino acids. The record is from RefSeq and is a predicted model, not a curated record. Lineage: Eukaryota; Metazoa; Chordata; Testudines; Testudinidae.